UUUCAUAAUCUUGUUGCAUGUUUAACUAAAUCAAUAUGGCCCGAAUGAACCGCCCAGCUCCUGUGGAAAUCACCUACAAGAACAUGAGAUUCCUAAUCACACACAAUCCAACCAAUGCAACCUUAAACAAAUUCAUAGAGGAACUUAAGAAAUAUGGCGUUACCACAGUGGUAAGAGUGUGUGAAGCUACUUAUGACACUGCUCCGGUGGAAAAAGAAGGCAUUCAGGUUUUGGAUUGGCCCUUUGAUGACGGUGCUCCACCAUCCAACCAGAUUGUUGAUGAUUGGCUAAACCUCCUUAAAGUUAAAUUUCGUGAAGAACCUGGUUGUUGUAUUGCUGUACACUGUGUUGCUGGUCUUGGAAGAGCUCCAGUCUUAGUUGCUCUUGCACUGAUAGAAUGUGGAAUGAAAUAUGAAGAUGCAGUGCAGUUCAUAAGACAGAAGCGGCGUGGAGCUUUUAACAGCAAGCAACUUCUGUACUUGGAGAAAUACCGCCCCAAGAUGCGCCUGCGUUUUAAAGACUCCAAUGGUCACCGAAAUAAUUGUUGUAUUCAGUAAAGCUCAACAGCCUAUAGUACUUCUUUGGGAUUAAAGGAUGGAAACUAGAAUUAAGCAGACUGCAUGCCAAAGACAUGAGUCUGAUAGUUUUUAGUAGCAAAGGAAGCUUCCUUAGGAGUAUUUAACAGGCUAAAGGCUUAGUAGAAAUGCAACUUGUAUGUUUAGAUAAAUAUCCAUCUGUUUGGAGACCCAGUAAAUGUUUUUGCUGUACUCUGUUUCUGAGCUGUCUCCUUGUUCAUCAAUUACCUGCUCAAAUAUCCUUUAAUCAUGCCAUUGAGUCUUACCCACGUAGUUUCAACUACUAAAAAUUGGGGUACUAAAAUCAAUCUGUAGAGAGAUUAGGUGCCAAAAUACCCAGCAUAUCAGCUACAUGUCUUUCCUUAUAAAUGAGCAUAGCUCUGAUGAUGUGAGAACUACCAGCUUAUCUGAACCUUACUAUCUUUUUUUCUACAGUCAUUUCAAUAUUGAAGAAUAUGGCCUCUGAGAUAGUCUUGCCUGCUCACUGUAUGUUUUGUCUCCCACAAUCGCACUAGAAUAUCAGGAUUUGCACAGUCUGUCUUUUUUAAUACUAUGAAUUACAGCAACUUUUUACCCCGGUGUCUGUACUUUUUCUGUUAUCUGAACUUCUCCAUUUUACAAAUCAUUACUCUCUGGUUACUCAUUUAGAAAAUCUUUUAAAUUGUACAGAAGCACACAAGUCUUUAAUGUCUCCAGACAAAAAGCCUUACAUUAAAAUUAAUGUUGGCACUUCAUGUGCAACUUUAAGAGGGCCUGAAAAGGUUGGGAGGGGCUAUUUAAUAUUUCUAGUAAAAUGUUGCCUUUGUCUUGUGCAGGAAGUAUAGAAUAUGCCCUUUACUUCAGUAAAUAUUUUUUUAAAAUGUAGAAAUGCUUUGUUAUUGUAGCUAAAAAUUCUUAAUCAGAAAAUUUCUGAAAAAUCUUGUAGUUUCUUUUACUGUACCUAUUGAAAGUUGUUUACCAACUAUUGCUUUGUUGACAGUGUGAUUUCUUUUUUUUGUUUUUUUCCUCCUUGAGUUUCUGCUAUGACUUGGGCAGACCUCUGUAAUAUUUUGUAUGCCUUUCAAGCUGCGUAACUUAAUAUUUGGAUACUUGAUAAUUUGUUUUAUUAUGUAAUUGAUAAAAUGGUGAUGUGUAUUAAUGUUAGUUCAACCAUAUAUUUAUACUGUCUUGGGAAUGUGUGGUUAUAGUUCUGUGGGAGAAAUAAUUUUGCCAGUGUUCACCAGCUUGUAAAAUCUAGUGCGAGAGCUUAAACAUCUAAAUAAAUACUGAAAUGCACUUACGAAGUUUGCUGAAACGCUCAUGACUUUCACUUAUUUUUGUGUACUUUGUCGGUAAUCUUGAGGUGCCUGAAUUCAGAAUCUAUCCAGGCAUCUGUUUUCUUUUUUUUGAAUUUGGGCCUGAAUGUCCCCUUUGCUGUAAUGUUUGCUGUUUGUUUUACUCAAAUAAAUGUGGACAAAAAUUAA
This is a messenger RNA of Phalacrocorax carbo (great cormorant), 2038 nucleotides long. NCBI's taxonomy places the organism in Eukaryota, Metazoa, Chordata, Aves, Suliformes, Phalacrocoracidae. The record is from RefSeq and is a predicted model, not a curated record.